Messenger RNA from Entrophospora sp. SA101, 663 nucleotides. The record is from the annotation of a GenBank genome assembly. Lineage: Eukaryota; Fungi; Glomeromycota; Glomeromycetes; Entrophosporales; Entrophosporaceae.
AUGGCCGAAAAAAAAGAAAUAAAUGAAUCAAUUAAAAGUCUAAAGCAAAACGCAGAAAAACUCCAACAAAAAAUCAACACAGAAAUAGAAAAACUUCAAGAAAACAACGAGAAAAAACAUGAAGAAAAACUUGAGAAAAUCAGAAACGCAGAACAAGAACGUGAGGUACAAUCUAAAAGACUUGACGAAUUCAAAAUAAAAAUCGAAGAACUCGAGUCCAAAUCGGAACAAUAUGAAAGGAAAAAAUCAUUGGCCGAACAACAAAAACAACAAGCAUCUGAAGAGAUUGGACAACAUGAACUUCUGUUAAAUCAAUUGAAUGAUCAGAAGGCUAAUAACAUGAUUGUUUAUGGGAAUUCUAUUCCUGCUGUUCUUCGAGAUAUUGAUCGGGAGACUCGAUGGAGAAAAAAACCAAUUGGUCCGCUUGGGUUAUAUGUCACAUUGUCAAAACCAAAUUGGAGCGAAGUUUUAGAAUCGGUAAUUGGGAGGACUUUAAAUGCUUUUGCCGUACGAAACUAUCAAGAUCGAUCGUUAUUAUCAGAUAUUUUGCAACGACAUAAUUGUGCUUCGCCAAUCAUUAUCAGCGAAGAUGAUGAGUAUGAUCAUACUGCUGGUGAACCAGACGAAAGAUUUCUUGGGUCUUUAUCAUUACUUCGUUGUUGA